AUGGAGAAUACAUCGACAGAAGAAGAGGCUCGCGAUCCUAACAAGCCAUGGUCCCUGGCAGAUUUCGAGAUCGGGAAACCGCUAGGCAAAGGCAAAUUUGGCAGAGUCUAUCUCGCCCGAGAAGCCAAGAGUCAUUUCGUGGUGGCGCUGAAAGUGAUAUUCAAGGAGCAGAUCGAGAAGUAUAAACUUCAUCAUCAGCUUAGGAGAGAGAUAGAGAUCCAAACGAGUCUAGAUCACCCGAAUAUCCUUCGUCUCUACGGUUGGUUCGAUGACGACAAACGAAUUUUCUUAAUCCUCGAGUAUGCUCAUGGUGGUGAGCUCUACGGCCUCCUCAAAAAGAAUGGUUAUCUUACCGAGAAACAAGCCGCCACAUACAUAUCAAGUCUCAGUCAAGCACUGGCCUAUUGUCAUGGGAAAUGUGUGAUUCACAGAGACAUCAAACCUGAAAACUUGUUGCUCGAUCAUGAGGGAAGGUUGAAAAUUGCCGACUUUGGGUGGUCAGUGCAAUCAAGUAACAAGAGGAAAACAAUGUGUGGAACUUUAGAUUACUUAGCACCUGAGAUGGUAGAAAACAAAGAUCACGACUAUGCAGUUGAUAACUGGACUCUAGGGAUAUUGUGUUACGAGUUUCUCUAUGGUAACCCUCCAUUUGAAGCUGAUAAUCAACAUGAUACAUUCAAGAGAAUUCUUAAGAUUGAUCUGAGUUUUCCUUCUGAGCCAAAUGUUUCAGAAGAAGCCAAAAGUCUUAUCACUCAGCUUCUUGUUAAAGAUCCGUCGAAACGACUCUCUAUUCAGAAGAUCUUGCAACAUCCUUGGAUUGUCAAGAACGCAGAUCCUAAAGGUGUGUGCCUCACUGACAAGUAG
Molecule: messenger RNA, 864 nt
Organism: Microthlaspi erraticum
Lineage: Eukaryota; Viridiplantae; Streptophyta; Magnoliopsida; Brassicales; Brassicaceae
Source: the annotation of a GenBank genome assembly